AUGAUAUGGUUCUGGAUAUCACCAACAACUAAAAAUCAAGGUAAAGGUAAAGAUAAACUCACCUCAGGUAAAGGUAAAGUCACUUCAGGUAAAGAUAAAGAUAAACUCACUUCAGGUAAAGGUAAAGAUAAACUCACCUCAGGUAAAGGUAAAGUCACUUCAGGUAAAGAUAAAGAUAAACUCACUUCAGGUAAAGGUAAAGAUAAGCUCACCUCAGGUAAAGGUGAAGAUAAGCUCACUUCAGGUAAAGGUAAACUCACUUCAGGUAAAGGUAAAGUCACUUCAGGUAAAGAUAAAGAUAAACUCACUUCAGGUAAAGGUAUGUUAAAACUCAAAUCAUUUAAAAGAUAA
Messenger RNA from Diabrotica virgifera virgifera (western corn rootworm), 351 nucleotides. Its product is annotated as S-antigen protein-like. The transcript has 3 exons. The record is from RefSeq and is a predicted model, not a curated record. Gene Ontology annotation, molecular function: calcium ion binding. NCBI's taxonomy places the organism in Eukaryota, Metazoa, Arthropoda, Insecta, Coleoptera, Chrysomelidae. The coding region runs from base 1 to 351 and encodes 116 amino acids.